AUGACCCUGUUUCAUUACCAGCGUGGUGUUACCUCGGGAUGUGGCUUGGGGUUGGCGUUCAGAGUCAACUUCACCUUCUCUCUCAUGCCCCAGUUUGGUACUGCUGGGUCCAAUGGCUUUGCACUUGUCAUAGCAGCAAAGCCCAAGGUGGGGAAGCCUGCUGGUGUGGGGUACAGUGGAUCGGGACUUCGGAGCAUAGCCGUUGUCUUUGACACGCUUCCGAAUGAUGUGGGCGAGCAGCACGUGGGGCUGUGCAUCAACGGCACAGAGGAGUGUUUGGUCAAGGAGGUGUCUCCAUUCACACUGACCGAUGGCGACUCAUACAAGGUGUGGGUGGACUAUGAGCCUGGGGAUCCCGGCACCAUUCAAGUGUUUCUGGCCGGUUCGAAUACAAAGCCAGACGAGCCACUGCUGCUUGGGAGGGUGUCGCUGUGUGCGGUGCUGCAGCCGGGAGUGAAGCAGCCGGCAUUCUCGUUUGGGUUCGUUGCGUCCACCACUGUGAAGCCCUUCCAGCGGCUAGGCAUUCUCUCCUCCACCGUGCAAACAGGCAUUCCUAAGGUCAAGGCCGUCCUGUUCAAAGAUCAAGCCCUUGGCCUCUCGCUAUCGGAGGACACAUUUGCACCGUCUCGAGGCAGCCCCUUUUCGCGCUACGUGAGUUCGGAUUUCGAGCUCUCGGCCACCAAGAAGGACGCGUGGAGGCUUCGUGACUUCCACACGUGGGACUCUGUGGAUUUCCUUGGCUGGCCUGUCAAGAACCAGCGAGACUGCAAUACGUGCUGGGCAUAUGCGGUGGUGGCGAGUGUGGAGGCGGCAUACGGCAUUGCAAAGCAGCAGAGCGCCCCUCAACUGUCAGUGGAGGCGCUCUUCGCCCUCAUGGGGCUCUCCGACUCCGACAAGUGCUCCGCUGGCGGCUCCCCCACGCAGGCCCUUGAGAAGCUUGUGGCUCUCGAUGCCUCCAGUGGGCUCACAGGGGACAGUGACCCGGCAACAACGUACCCGGUGCAGUCGUUCGAGCGAGCGCGGUUCAGGGGGUAUGUGGGGCUCAUGAUGGCAGUGCAGAACCAGCCAGUGGUGGUUCACAUCCAGGCGUCUGCUGCCACGUUCGUGAUGUAUGAUGGGACAUACAAAUACCAGGAUCCUGAUUGCUAUACAGGAAGUCUCAACCAUGUUGUACUCGUUAUUGGGUACUUCAUUACGAGAAAUGACGGCAGCCAGAACCGCAUUGCUCCUCCGUUUUGGAUUAUUCGCAACUCGUGGGGAGAGGAGUGGGGCGACAAGGGUCACAUGCGCAUGGACAUUCAGGGAGGGGAUGGCGUGUGUGGCAUCAACGUGCUGCCUGGCAUCUACCCCGUUGUCAAGAUUCCAGGGGACCCCUGUGGUCAAAGCAGCUACCAGGGAGAUCGGCCGCAGCCCGUUAUGAAUCCGUGUGGCCGAUUCAAAUGUGGCGUGACAGCAGAGAGCACGAAUAACUGCACCUGCAACAUUCCUACCGCUACUGUGCAGCCUUUUGUACAGGUGGUGAAUGGAGAUGGCUUCACCACAUGUGCUUAUGUGGACGUGUGUGGGUCAUACUUCAAGAACCCCUGCUACGUGGGAGCAUGCAUCAACGAUGGCAAGGGCUCCUACUCCUGCAUCUGCCCUCCCAAUCACGUAGAAAGCAUAACCAUUUACGGCUUCCCAACCUGCGAUCCAGUUAAUACCACAGCCACCACAAUGACAGUCACUGGAGACAACUGGUUGUGUUCGGAUGUUCAUCCACUUGUUGACCUCUCACUCACUGACUUCACUGACCAAAACGCGGGCAUCGACUGCAGCCAGCCAUUGCUCAAGGGUAGUGUCCUUCAGCUGGCUAAUACUCCCGACACACCCUGCACUGCCUUCUUCUACACCCUUAAUGGGGACACCUGUGCAUCCAUGAGCAGGCAGCUCAACUUCACUGAAGCUGAUCUCGCUGAUCUCAACCCCGGACUUGACUGCUCCAAGCCCAUCAAGGCGGGCCGCUCUGUGUGCCUCGAGCGCAGUGAUGCCUUCGCCUUCACCGUCCCUGAGUGUGUGAGAUACGGCACGCUCACUCCGCAAGACACGUGCGAGAAGCUGCUUAAGAGGACCAGCACGAGUGUCCCCCCUUCGGAUGGCACUACACAAGGGGGUGCCAGUGAGAACCCAUGGGCUGCGCUGUACCGCAACAAUCCCGGCCUCACUUGCUCCAACACCAUCCCUUCCUCGGCCUACGCGACGGGAAGCAAGAUUGGCGUACAGAUCUGCCUCAGCGCAGAGUAUUGGUCAUUCCAGUUAGGUUUGUGCAACAAGGGGAGGGCCAAGCGAGUUGCACCAACGUUGACAUGUUCAGGUGCUUACCGCUUUUAUGGUGGAGGAGCUGCUGCUAGUGCGGCGUUUACAGACUACAACGGUAACGCUUGUGCUGGAACAGUAGGAGGAAAGGUUAUUUGUGUGCCGUGA
Messenger RNA from Closterium sp. NIES-65, 2460 nucleotides. Lineage: Eukaryota; Viridiplantae; Streptophyta; Zygnematophyceae; Desmidiales; Closteriaceae. The record is from the annotation of a GenBank genome assembly.